This is a messenger RNA of Notechis scutatus (mainland tiger snake), 1745 nucleotides long. It is a transcript of the gene KLF16, whose product is annotated as KLF transcription factor 16. Gene Ontology annotation, molecular function: DNA-binding transcription factor activity, RNA polymerase II-specific; RNA polymerase II cis-regulatory region sequence-specific DNA binding. Gene Ontology annotation, biological process: regulation of transcription by RNA polymerase II. The record is from RefSeq and is a predicted model, not a curated record. Lineage: Eukaryota; Metazoa; Chordata; Lepidosauria; Squamata; Elapidae.
GUUGCGCCAGGGCGAGGCAGUCGCGUCCGUGUAGCCAGCCGCUGUAUCGGGAGGCCGGGCGUCCGAUCUUGGCUUGGGAAGCCGGCCGGAGCCGUUUUCCAAAGAGGCGCCUCCCGACGACGUCUUCCCCGCUUCUGGAGACGCGUCAUGUCAGGCUUGGAUUAUCUGGCCGCCGAGUGCCUGAUGUCCAUCUCCAGCGGGGCCUUGAUCCACCCGGCCUCCGGCCUCAUCAGCGUCAAAGAAGAGCGAGGAGGGCGUCCCCCUUCCCUCCCCAGCGCCUGUCACCCGGGCCGCCCCGGCUCUGCGCUUUCGGACAGCAGCGGGAGCUGCUCCUCAUCGCCCGGAGGGAGCGAGCUGCGAAGCGGCGUCCCGGUCCUGCCGCAGGCGGGGGAGCUUCCCCGAAGAGCCGGCGCAGACAGCCCCGCCAGCCUCUCGGCCAUCUCCCCGGCCAAAAGGCACCAGUGCCCUUUCCAAGGCUGCAUUAAGGUCUACGGCAAAUCCUCGCAUCUGAAGGCGCAUCUCAGGACGCACACCGGUGAGCGUCCAUUCCCAUGCAAUUGGGCUGGCUGCCAGAAGAGAUUUGCACGCUCUGAUGAGUUAGCCCGCCACUUCCGCACCCACACCGGCGAGAAGCGCUUUGCCUGCCCACUCUGCGAGAAGCGAUUUAUGCGGAGCGACCACCUGACCAAGCAUGCCCGCCGCCACCCAGCUUUCCAGCCUGGCAUGGUCCGACGAUCUGACUGCUACAGAGCCUCUCCUACUGACUCAGCUGGCAGCAGCUUGGCCGGAAGCCCCGCCCCUGGCAGCCCCGCCUCUGACAGCCCUGCCCCUUAAAGGGGGCAUGCCACCUUGUUUUUUGCCCUUCCCAGACCUGGCCUCUAGGGAGAGAUCGGGUACAAUUUCAGAGGCAUUUUUUUGAUUCAGAAACUUGGUUUUCCCAUCACUUCUGGUUAUGGUUUAAUAUGCCUUAUUUCAGAAAAAAAAAGCUCCUUCUUGUGCUUGGUGGGCAUUUUGAUUACUGUACCAAUCCCUCUCCCUGCUUGCUUCCAAGCUGUAGCCUCUAUGCACAUUCCCAUUCCACCCAGGCUGAGGGUGGCAGGAUUUGUGGAAACCAGUCGAGCAGACGUGAUUAAACUUUGUUGAUGUUCCUUUGGAAAAAAGGCCCCCAUGUGGCUCUCAGUCAGGGGCUAAUCGAUGAUUUCCUAGCCCUUGGUCAAAGAGAUAGUCCCACCAUCACUUUGCCUCGGUUUCCCAGCUGCAAAGAGACUUUAUUCCAGGGGUGUGCAACCUUGGCAACUUUUAAGACCCGUGGUUCACUUUCCUCAGCCUGGAGAAUUCUGGGAGUUGAAGUCCACAGGUCUUAAAAUUGCCCAGAUUGGACACCUCUGCAUUAUUCCAAGGUCUGUGUUUGAUAUUGUUGGAACUGUUCAGCCCAACUCUUCCCUAUUAUAAUGAGAAUGCUGAUUUCCUCAUUAAUUGUAGCCCUCAGGAAAAGAAAGUACUUUCUUCAAGUUUCACUUAGCUUUAAGCCUCUCUUUUUGGCCAACCUAUUGAUAAAGAAGAAACUAUUGACUCUUCGUAUUUAGAAAGAGAGCAGGGUGAAAACUGCUUUCUAUGCCUUUGGCCUCUUUGCAUUUGAUAAUCAGAAUUAACUUGCCUCUGAAUAAGGAGGAUCCCUCUUUAGCUAUCAAGGCUAACGACAAACCAUACGAAAUCAUGGCUUUCCAUCUUUCCAUCUCCCCAUC